UUUGAAGCAAUUAUUAGUCCUUUGAAAAAAGAUUUACUAGAGAUGACGUGGUCAUGGUCGGGGCGGUUCUUUAACUUUUCGGGAAAUGAGAGUGAAAACAAAACCAAAGAACUGCAACUUCACAGAUGACACGUGCGCAUAGUCAUUUUCUAGCUGAAGUUGGGACAUAUUAAUCGGCAUAAAAACACAUAUAAAAUGGAAUCUGGUGCCUAUGGGGCCUCGCUGGCCGGAGGUGCCUUCGACUUUAUGAGCUUUAUUAAACAACCUCAAACCAUAGUCCGCAUCUUGAGCUGGAUCUUUUCCAUAGUGGUGUUUGCCACCAUCACUGGAGAAGGCUAUGUCAACCCUUCACACCUGCCUGACACCAAAUGCAUGUUCAACGGGAAUGACAGCGCAUGCGGCUUCGGAGUGGGUAUCGGAAUUUUGUCCUUUCUCGCCUGCGUCAUCUUCAUCAUACUGGACGCCUACUUCCCUCAGAUCAGCAACGCCAAAGAGAGGAAGAACAUUGUCACUGGCGACUUGGUCUUCUCUGGAGUGUGGACGUUGUUCUGGUUCAUCUGCUUCUGUGUCCUGGCCAAUCAGUGGUCUCACACGACCGAAGUAGCAGGCAUCCCUGUUGACGCCGCCCGAGCCGUAGUGGCCUUCUCCUUCUUCUCCAUUGUCACUUGGGCUCUAUUGACUACAUUUGCUUAUACAAGAUACCGCCAAGGAGUGAAUGACAUUGACCAGGGCUACACAGACCCAGCCAAUGACUACAGCACCCCUUACCCAUCCACCUCCGCCUAUCCCCCGUACCCCACCAGUGGGCCAGAGGGCUACCAGCAGUCCCCUUUCACCCCCCAAAACCAAGAGCAUCCAGCACCAUACCAGCCCCCGUCUUACUGAGGGACUGAACCAUUGACCAGAUUUGGGGGGGAGGAUGUUUUUGAGUUUUUAAGUUGCCAUUGGUGCCUGUAGCCUGGUCCCAGAUCUGUUUGUGCUGUCUUGCCAACUUCUAUGGCCAUUGUCAUGCCAAACACAAAAAGAUCUGGGACCAGGCUAUGGUGCCUCAGCUAUGUGGACUGAUCUCAGCACUCCACUGGUCCUCUCCUUUACCUAACUGUUUAAGUCAUAGCUGGUGUUUCGCUUACAUAAUGAAGGGUGUGUUGACAUGAUUUAAGUUGGUAUUCAUAUUGUAGUUUAGAUUGUGAAUGCAUUUUUAUACAUACAACUAGAGGGCCUGAGCUGAGCUGAGCUUCAGGUAGAAUCUAAGGAAAACUGUUACUAGGGUAAAACCUAGAAUGCCAUGGAAAAAUAUGAGAUUCAGAGUGCCAUCACCACUUGAGGUAACUGCCAUAUGUUAUUUCUGUUGUUCUCUGUACUGUUUGUCUUGUAACAUAUGUAAUGCAGUCAUGUGGACACUGAAGUUCAGAUCAAACCACUAAAACAUAUGUCGCUGGGAACAUUGGUUUGUAUUGCAAAUAAUGAGGCUAUGCUAUGGACACAAACUGUAUUUUUCUAUGCUGCCUAAUCCAGUUAUAUGGUAUAGUGCAUAUACAAAUACCUUUUGAUAAUUUCAAUGUAUUUUAACAUUAUAGCCAGCCCAGGAUAUCAGAACUUAUUGCCAUAUAUCUAGAAAUCAAAUGUAUUGCUAAAUUAUUGACAAACAAAGACUGUUUUUGUUUUUCUCUGCAAACCCAUACUUUUAUUUGUCCCAAUAAUGGGUGCACUCUCUGAAAAAUGCUACCCUUAACGAGUACUGUAUAUCAAUGCUUUUAAAACCCACCGCUGAACUCACUAAGAGCCUAUUUCCCGUGCCCAGUUUAAACCUACUCCUGGACUGAAACUCACGCUUUUAAUGGAAAAUCUCCAUUGCAAAUAGGUUUUCAUCCAGGAAUAGGUUUAUUAAUCUUGGUCUGGAAACGUUAUCUUUUUGUCAUUUGAAUGUCAUUUCUAGAACAUGCUCCCGGGUCAUGUUAACCCUUUCAUUAGAUUUUUUUUAUUGUAGUUUCAAACAAGUCUGUAAUAUAUAUGGUAAACGAGGGUGUGUGUUGUUUAGUAUCAGGAAGGCCCUCUCCUCAACUUGUUUGUCUCCUACCUUCAUCUAUUCCGAACGUGCCUUGGAAAGGUUUUAUUCAGUUCUGGAGUGUUCUUGUCCCCGACACACACCUCUUCAGACAAACUCAUUCAGAAUUCUCAUAGAUGAGUUUAGCAAAAUACCAUCCAGUAGGUAAUAUAUACAAUAUAUUGAAUUUAAUGGUAUUCCAUUGAAAGAAAACGAGUAGGCGGCCAGUACCUUGCAAUAACCUUUAGUGAACUAUUAACAGAAUAUAUUUACAAAAUAAUACAUAUGGGAGAAGUCAGCAUACUACAUUAGGACACACAACUGCAACGUGUUUUGACUACUAGUCUUCCUCAGGCAGCAUUGUGAUAUUCGAUUGAAAAUUGUUUUGUAAAUAACCUAUGCCUUUUAAUCCUCCUGGACAUGACAAUGACUUCCAUACCAGACUAAGAACCUUCAUCAAAAAACGACAUAUUGUGCAGCCAUAACCUGCCAUUUGUUCUUGGUAUAUCUUUGGUACAAGCUAAUUUAUUUACUUCCUCUCUGAUGAAGUGAUAUCACCACUUAUGCUCUCAGGUUUGAAGAUUACACUGAGAGGCUUUGCAGUCGGUUGCACAAAGUGCCUUAUAAAAGCCUACCACAUUACAACCGAACCUUUGCCAAAUAAAGACUUUUCCUGUUUGGA
Molecule: messenger RNA, 2726 nt
Organism: Salmo salar (Atlantic salmon)
Lineage: Eukaryota; Metazoa; Chordata; Actinopteri; Salmoniformes; Salmonidae
Product: synaptogyrin 2-like
Cellular component (GO): neuromuscular junction; synaptic vesicle membrane
Source: RefSeq, a predicted model, not a curated record